Messenger RNA from Cuscuta epithymum, 1635 nucleotides. Lineage: Eukaryota; Viridiplantae; Streptophyta; Magnoliopsida; Solanales; Convolvulaceae. The record is from the annotation of a GenBank genome assembly.
AGGCUUAAAAAAAAUAUCGCACAAGGGCUUUUAUUUCCGCUUUUUACUUUAUUUCAUUCGCAUCCUCAGAGCCCAUUCUACUCAUCUCCUUCCGUUUCAACCGCCUGGCAUCCUAAGCUCAUCCGCAGUAAUGGCUUUUGGGCAUUUAGGUUUUCCAAGCGUCCUCCGUUGGGUGCUUAUAAAUACUGUUGUGCGGCUCUUCGGACGAUUUUCCGGUUCUGCCUUGUUCUACUCUGGUCAAAUCAUGGAUGUCAAAGCUUAUGCCGCCCUGAAGAAGAAGGCCGCGAAGGAUCCAAAGAAGAAGGAUGGGCCGUCCCAGCAGAAGCCAGUGGACGAGUUCUUCAAGAAGGGCGAGGCCCCCCAGACCCAAGGACGAGAGGAGCCUUCGGGAAAUGCGGCUCCCGUCGUCACCGGUGUUAACGCCGGAAGCUCCCAAGCAGAGGAGCUGAAAAGGAAGCGGUCCGGGAAGGGUGUAUCGCUCCCGGAGAAAAAACAGAAGAAGGUGGAGAUCGCCCCCGGGAAAGAUGCCCCUUUGGUGGUCGUGGAUGAUCAGCCCUCUUCCCCCGAGCCUCAGAUGGGGUGGGUGACCACUCUGCGCUCCCCCGCGGACCCAGAGACAACGUGGCCCCGGGAGGAAGUCCAUUUUCCCCUCAAGAAGGGGAACGCCGUCAUGCUUGGGUCUCUCGACCCUUUGGAGUUUAUGAGGGGGGUCAUCCCUUCAAAGGACAGGCUUGUGCUGUCCAAGUACGAGGAUGAUGUCCUCGACUGCAGGAUCAUGCAAGCUUCUGUCACCGCUACCAUGGCGCUCGGAGAGCAACUCCGGAGGGUGGACAGAUUGCGUGUGCAGAAGGCGCAAGCUGACCUCGCCUUGAAGAAGGCGGUUGAGGAGAAUGCCUCCUUCCGGAAGAAGAUGACGGAGAUGGAGGCAGCCCUCCGGGCGGCAGAGGAGGGUAUGGAGCAGAGGCUGAAGGAGGCGGAGGCAAAGGGUAAAACCACUGCCGAGGAAGCUGCGAGUGCUGCCGCCAAGCUCGCCGCCGAAGCUGCCGAGGUGGCAAAGAAGGAGGCUAUUGCCGAGGCUGGGAAGGCUGCAGUGGAUUCCUUCGUCACCGAGGGCUGGAAGGCCGAGGGCCGGAAGCAAUGGCUAGCCUCGGUCAUUGAGCAAUCUGUGGACGCUUGGGUGGCGGGCCCCGGGGCUGAAUGGCUGGCCCGGAAGGGUAAAGACUACUACGAUGGCGGAGAGUUCUUUACUCAACGCCUCGUGUACCGAAGGCUGGCCCGCCACCUGAAGAUCGAGGCGAAAGAGUUUGACCCCGCAUCCUACGGCCUACCCCCUCUGCAGCCGGAUGUCAGGGUACCCCCUCCCCCCGGACGAAGAGAGGCCAGACCUCGAGGAUUCUGAGCUGCUAAUGGAGGCCGGAGAUGCCGAGGAGGAGGCUGGGGACGAUGCUACCUCCAGGCUGAAAGAGAUUGUUGCCGAGGAUGUCCGAAGUUAGGAGUUCUCCCAAAUCAAAAUCUGUAAUAGUUCGUAGUUUCUCGGCCUCGGCCAUGUUUUUGUAAUUGAAAUACGUUUUAAUCACUUUUCUUGUGGAAUGAAUGAUUGCCCCCGGUCCUUUUGUAUGGAUGAAUGCCUUCGCC